Oncorhynchus gorbuscha (pink salmon) is the source of this 1531-nucleotide messenger RNA. RefSeq lists its product as uncharacterized. The transcript is spliced from 8 exons. NCBI's taxonomy places the organism in Eukaryota, Metazoa, Chordata, Actinopteri, Salmoniformes, Salmonidae. Bases 145 to 558 code for a protein of 137 amino acids. The record is from RefSeq and is a predicted model, not a curated record.
UAAGCAGGCCCCUCCUCCUUCCAUCUCCAAGGGGCUUUGGGAAAGGUAUAAAAACGCACCACCAUCCUCUGCGUCAGGACCAGUUGAAGUGCAAUAUUGAAGCCUGUACUGUACGAUUCAGGAUCCAGACUCUAACCUCAAGGCAUGUUGACCAGGAAUUUUCUCAUCUUCUGCUCUCUGGCAGUUCUGCUAGUACAAGCUGACUUCGAUACUAAUAACGAUCACGCUGCCCAAGCCAUGUCCACAGAUAAGGACUCAACCUCGGAGGAAGCUCCAACUGAGAGCAUAAAUGCCAUCUCCUCGGAUCAGCCUAACGCUCCUAAACCUAAUGGGGUCACUGGACCUGGUGUUGCAGCAAACAGUGUUGAGGACCAGGAGGAGGAUGAAAGCUCAGAUGAAGGUCUGAAAAAAAAGAAUGUUCCUCCUCCUCCUCCUCCUCCUACUCCUGCUCCACAACAAAACUCAGGAAAGUUAGUUGGGCCAGCAGGUGGGAACCGGAGAAAGGCCCCAGCCCCACAACAAAAGAGGAGAUCACGACCCUCCCGCCGUCAGCAGUGAAAUGCCAAAAAGACACAGAGGCAAACAUUUACUUUUAGUUAAUUGCAUAGAAGAAGAAACAUAUUGUAUCCUAUUACUGUAUAUGCCAUAACAUGAACGUGUACAGAACCGUACUUGCAUGACAUGACAUAUUGUUUACUGUAACGUCUGUGGAAAACACUCAGUUCAAUACAAACUCAUGGGCAUUUCUCUGUGAAUAAAAAUGUAGGAUUAAAUUAACAAUGUAUUGUGAUGACAUAAAACCAGGCCAAAUUAUUAUAACUGACCUUGACCUUAAGAGCCACUGAAACGGCUCUAAAUUCACCAACCUGUUUCAAAAUAGCAAGGACCUCACUCCCAUGAAAAUACCUCCAUUUCUAAAUGAGCGCACACACCGCACUAAAUGUCGAUCGCCGUUCAUUCGGCGUGGUGUGUUUUCUGGACCACUUGCCUGUGGGCGUCUGACUGCCAACAUUUUCGCGUGGUUUGCACUCGGUUUGCAAAUUACAGCUGGCACUCUGUUCAGAGGUGCUAAGUACUCUCGGCUGGCAAACGCUACCGGUGUGUCAGUGACUUUAGAGAGACUUGCUAUUUUGAUCAUGAGCCAGUUGGUGGAAAUAUGGAGUUACGAACUAGCAAUACAAUAUUGUUAGCUAAAGUGAAAAGACUAGAUAUUCUUUACAGAAAAAGGCUAAAGAAAUCCCAUAAUUUCUCUCAGUUGACGAGGAUACCUUUUACUGUUGCUGCCUACCCAAAGACUGUUAUACUGUCCUCAGUCAGCAUAUCUUUUAGUGCAUAAUCUUUCAAAACAACCCUGCUCUCGAACACAAAACCAGUGUUGCAAUCAAAAAUGUUUCUUUCUUUUUUUCUAAUCAUCAUUUUAUACCCACAGUAUUCAACACAUUAUGUAUGAAACAUGUUUGAUGAAUAUCAAUUUCAAAACAUGUUUAAGUGUGAACCUCUGUAUCUUACAUCAUAUCAUUCCAAAUAAACU